Molecule: messenger RNA, 1555 nt
Organism: Chinchilla lanigera (long-tailed chinchilla)
Lineage: Eukaryota; Metazoa; Chordata; Mammalia; Rodentia; Chinchillidae
Gene: Rbmx2
Product: RNA binding motif protein, X-linked 2
Exons: 6
Coding region: 81-1064 (327 amino acids)
Biological process (GO): mRNA splicing, via spliceosome
Cellular component (GO): catalytic step 2 spliceosome; U2 snRNP; precatalytic spliceosome
Molecular function (GO): RNA binding
Source: RefSeq, a predicted model, not a curated record
CGCGUGCGCUGAGCGAGCGACGAGCCUGCGCCGCGCAGCCUAGACCGGAAGCUGAGCGCUGAGCGCGAACCUGCGCCAAGAUGAACCCUUUAACUAAGGUGAAGCUGAUCAACGAGCUGAAUGAGCGAGAGGUCCAGCUUGGGGUGGCGGAGAAGGUUUCCUGGCAUACCGAGUACAAGGACAGCGCCUGGAUCUUUCUGGGAGGGCUUCCUUAUGAACUGACUGAAGGGGACAUCAUCUGUGUCUUCUCACAGUAUGGGGAGAUUGUUAAUAUUAACCUUGUGCGAGACAAAAAGACUGGGAAAUCCAAGGGAUUCUGUUUCCUCUGCUAUGAAGACCAGAGAAGCACAAUUCUGGCUGUUGACAAUUUGAAUGGAAUUAAGAUCAAAGGUAGAACUAUCCGCGUGGACCAUGUGUCUAACUAUCGGGCUCCUAAGGACAUAGAUGAAAUGGACAACAUGACCAGAGAGCUCCAGCAAAAGGGCUAUGGGACUAACACCCCACCACUGAGUUCAUCUGAGGGCUCUGGAGAUGACAAACCUACAAAAAGUCACAAAAAAGACAAAAAAGAAAAAAAGCAAAAAAAGAAAGAAAAAGAGAAGACUAAGCAGGAGGUACAGGCAGAGCAGCCAUCUUCUUCUUCACCUCACAGAAGCAGGAUGAUAAAGGAAAAGGAUGAACCUGGCCCUAAGAAGCACAGCAGCAAAACUGUGGAGAAGGUUCAGAAGCCCGAGACCAGAGAGCACAGGAAGCACUACCCAGGCUUCCCUGAGGUCAGGACUUCCUCCCGUGGUGGAGCAGAGGACCCAGAGAAGGAGCCAAAGAAGGACAAACCCAGGCAUGAGCACAAGUCCUCAAGCAGGAAGGAAGUGAGAGAAGACAAGUACAGGGAUCGAGACAGAGAACGAAGCUCAGACACACAUUUUAGCCGGCGCAGCGGGCAUUCUGAAGGGAGGAGUCAUAGAAGUAGAAGUAGGAGCCGAGAUAAAUACCAUAGGCAUAAAAAGGUCCAUCACUCCUGGGAGCAGGAGUCCUCUCAUCUCAGUGAUCGCAGGCAUCACUGAAGUCUCCUUCUGCCCAGUUGAUUUGAAUAUGUAAUGAAAUUCAGUGCUGCUGUUACUAUUUGUGUGUAUAAAAUCUCUGGGGCUGAAUUCUUUUAAUCUCUUGCAUAGAUUCGUUGAGAGGGCUGUACUUUCAACAGUCAGAUAUCCUGAAUUUAGCAUGAGCAAUUGUUGCUGGGAAUAUACCUGGAACUUUAGAGUAUGUGUCCUAAAUUUUGAUUUGUAAACACGGCCCUUGAACCCACAGAUCCCAAUUUUAGAUGAAUUUGCCAGAAAAGGGAAAAUACUAGGUAACUCUAGAAUUGUAGUCUUUAUGUUAGAUGUUUAGAAAUGAACAUUGUAUGACCUUUCCAGUUGGCAGAUAGAAUACGGAAGUGUGGCUCGCUAGGUUCAGAUUGUUUCACGUGGAUGUGAUAAGAUCUUUUUUUUGUUUUGUUUUGUUUUGAGACAGGGUGUCUUUAUGCAGUUCAUUGUGCUCACUUUCUAGCCCAGGC